CCAGCGCGCCAUCCUCCCCCUCCCUCCCUCCCUCCCUCCUUCCUCCCUUCCCUCUCCCUCCCCCUCCCCCGCCGGUGGAUGGGAGUGAAGGACGGAAGAGGCCCUGCGGAGGCGGCGGUGCAGCGCUCCGGUGGAAUGAACCUUACUUGUUGACUAUUUCCUGGUUGCUGAUUGGAUUCACUUGAGAAAGAAUCAUUUUCUCCUCUGUGGAAGCCACUUAGUGGCAUAUUUAAUUCAAAUCCAGGGAUCACAAAACUUUCGAUUUUUCUGGAGGGACAUACCACUAUAUCAAAUAAGCUUAACAUUACAGCCAAAAUGGUGCUGUCCCAGAGACAACGAGAUGAACUAAAUCGAGCUAUAGCAGAUUAUCUUCGUUCAAAUGGCUAUGAAGAGGCAUAUUCCGUUUUUAAAAAGGAAGCUGAAUUAGAUAUGAAUGAAGAAUUAGAUAAAAAGUAUGCUGGUCUUUUGGAAAAAAAAUGGACAUCUGUUAUUAGAUUACAAAAAAAGGUUAUGGAAUUAGAAUCAAAACUAAAUGAAGCAAAAGAAGAAUUUACGUCGGGUGGUCCUCUUGGUCAGAAACGAGACCCAAAAGAAUGGAUUCCCCGUCCACCAGAGAAAUACGCAUUGAGUGGUCAUAGGAGUCCAGUCACUCGAGUUAUUUUCCAUCCUGUGUUCAGUGUUAUGGUCUCUGCUUCAGAAGAUGCUACAAUUAAGGUGUGGGACUAUGAGACUGGAGAUUUUGAACGAACACUCAAGGGGCACACAGACUCUGUACAGGACAUUUCCUUUGACCACAGUGGCAAGCUUCUGGCUUCCUGUUCUGCAGACAUGACGAUUAAACUAUGGGAUUUUCAGGGCUUUGAGUGCAUCAGAACCAUGCAUGGCCAUGACCACAAUGUCUCUUCAGUAGCCAUCAUGCCUAAUGGAGAUCAUAUAGUGUCUGCCUCAAGGGAUAAAACUAUAAAAAUGUGGGAAGUGCAAACUGGCUACUGUGUGAAGACAUUCACAGGACACAGAGAAUGGGUACGUAUGGUGCGGCCAAAUCAGGAUGGCACUCUGAUAGCCAGCUGUUCCAAUGACCAGACUGUGCGUGUAUGGGUUGUAGCAACAAAGGAAUGCAAGGCUGAGCUCCGAGAACAUGAGCAUGUGGUAGAAUGCAUUUCCUGGGCUCCGGAAAGUUCAUAUUCUUCCAUCUCUGAAGCAACAGGAUCUGAGACUAAAAAAAGUGGCAAGCCUGGACCCUUCUUGCUAUCUGGUUCCAGAGACAAAACUAUUAAGAUGUGGGACGUCAGUACUGGCAUGUGCCUUAUGACUCUUGUGGGUCAUGAUAAUUGGGUACGUGGAGUUCUGUUCCAUUCUGGGGGGAAGUUUAUUUUGAGUUGUGCUGAUGACAAGACUCUCCGUGUAUGGGAUUACAAGAACAAGCGAUGCAUGAAGACCCUCAAUGCGCAUGAACACUUUGUUACCUCCUUGGAUUUCCACAAGACGGCACCCUAUGUGGUUACUGGCAGUGUAGAUCAAACAGUAAAGGUGUGGGAGUGCCGUUGAUUGAGUCUCGUUUGGUUCUUCCUCCCUUUUUUUCCUCUGGAUGCACUCUGAUGAUACCAUGGUUACCCCAUUUGAGCUCUGUUUAAAUAAAUAUUGUCCUUUCAUGUAAAUUA
Molecule: messenger RNA, 1661 nt
Organism: Peromyscus eremicus (cactus mouse)
Lineage: Eukaryota; Metazoa; Chordata; Mammalia; Rodentia; Cricetidae
Gene: Pafah1b1
Product: platelet activating factor acetylhydrolase 1b regulatory subunit 1
Molecular function (GO): protein binding
Source: RefSeq, a predicted model, not a curated record